AACGGCGAAGCGCGUUCCCGAGCACACCGAGCACAGUCUAAGUGGAAAGUCAACCAGCCAACGUGCAGUUUUCAAUUUCCGUUUGUGCAGCUUUACACGACCGCAAACAGCAACAACAACUGGAUAGCAACGAGGAUAGCAACAGCUACCAGCAAACGAAAUAAAAACAAGAGUGCAAUAAAAACAGAAAACUAAAAAAACAACAAUAUGUCGAUCUCCGAUUUUCGCAAAAAGAAGCUUCUGUUCCUGUUCAAUGUAUUCUUUGAUGUGAACCAAAGCGGCGAAAUUGACGUGAAGGACUUCGAGCUGGCCAUUGAGCGUGUUUGCAAACUGCGUGGCUGGGCAAAGGAUACGCCGAAGAACAAGGAGACGUACGAUGUGAUGAUGGAGAUUUGGAAUGGCCUCAAAUCGAAAGCUGACAAGGAUAACGACGGCCAGGUCAGCGUCGAUGAGUGGUGCAACAUGUGGGACGCGUACGCGAAGGAUCCGAGCUCGGUCAUGGACUGGCAGAACGCGUACAUGAACUUCAUGUUCGAUCUGGAGGAUGCCUCGCACGAUGGCGGCAUCGACGUCACGGAGUUCACGCUCGUCUGCUCCAGCUACGGCGUGGAGAAGUCGGAGUGCGAGCAGGCCUUCAGCAAGAUGGCCCAGGGCCAGACGGAUGUGACGCGCGACCAGUUCGCCGCCUUGUGGAAGGAGUACUUCUCCGCCGAGGAUGUCAACGCGCCCGGCAACUUCAUCUUUGGCAAGACCACCUUCUAACUGGGCUGAGGCGCCCCUCCCCUUGACGCGGUCUAUGGCAACAAGUGAAAUUUCAAAUUUAAAUUAGCAAUUAACUUAAAGACGAUUCAAUUCAAUUCUCUUAAUUCGCCCAUCCAGUUAGCCAAAGAAGACAAACCAAAAACAAAACCAAACAAAACCAAACAAAACAAAACAAAACAAAGAAAAGAAAAGCAAAAAAUCCAAAUAUAUGAAGCUCCGUCGUUGUUAGCUAAUUAAUGUUUUCCUCUCAGCUCCUUCCCAAACAACAACUAUUCCAACUUAGUGUGUCUAUUUGUCUAUAUUUUUGAUCGCGAGUAAUACUAUAGUUAAAGAUUCAAUUAUCAAAACGGAUUCAAGUACCUUAGUGAGUAUUGUUGACCCCCAAAGUAACUAAACCAGUUAAACCGUCGAGUUGUUUAUGUGUGUGUAGAUGUCGUUUAUCGUAUCGUAGCUAUAUUGUGUACUAUUAUGAAUAUAAACUAUAAAGUGUUCCAACCAAUUUCAACAAUAAAUGCAAAAUAUCUACUACUAUUA
This is a messenger RNA of Scaptodrosophila lebanonensis, 1296 nucleotides long. It is a transcript of the gene Scp2, whose product is annotated as calexcitin-2. The transcript is spliced from 5 exons. The record is from RefSeq and is a predicted model, not a curated record. Gene Ontology annotation, molecular function: calcium ion binding. The coding region runs from base 208 to 762 and encodes 184 amino acids. Lineage: Eukaryota; Metazoa; Arthropoda; Insecta; Diptera; Drosophilidae.